AUGGACACCGACAGCGAGUGGGCCAGUGAGCCUAUUGCCGUCAUUGGCAUGGGCUGCAAAUUCGCUGGGGGCUCAAGCAACCCCGACAAGCUGUGGGACCUCAUGGCUUCUGGCCAGACGGGUUGGAGUGCGAUCCCAGAAGACCGGCGGGACCUCCGUGGAGUUUAUCAUCCGAAUCAUGAAAGAACCAACACAUCCCAUGUCAAAGGUGGUCACUUUCUUGACGAGGAUGUGGCAGCUUUUGAUGCGGCCUUCUUCAACUACUCGGCCGAGAUGGCCCAAACAGUCGACCCGCAAUUCCGACUGCAGCUCGAGUCUACGUAUGAAGCACUUGAAAACGCCGGCCUGCCACUGUCAGAGGUGAUGGGUUCUCAAACGUCCGUCUUUGCGGGUGUUUUUACGCAUGACUACCAGGAAGGGAUCAUCCGGGACGAAGACAGGCUGCCGCGGUUCAAUGUUGUGGGCACAUGGGAUCCCAUGUCAUCGAACCGCACCUCGCACUUUUUUGACUUUCGCGGAGCCAGCAUGACGCUUGAAACGGGAUGUUCGACAACGCUGGUGGCUCUGCAUCAAGCAGUGCAUAGUUUGCGCAGUCGGGAGGCCGGCAUGUCCGUAGUGACGGGAGCCAACGUGAUGCUGAACCCGGACACAUUCAAGGUGAUUGGGUCGCUGGGGAUGUUGUCGCCGGACGGUCGCUGUUUCGCUUUUGACGCGCGAGCCAAUGGCUACGGCCGUGGCGAAGGUGUGGCCACCAUCGUGAUCAAGCGGCUGUCAGACGCGCUGGCCAACAACGAUCCCAUCCGGGCCGUGAUUCGCGAGACAGCCCUAAACCAAGACGGCAAGACAGACACGAUCACGACGCCAUCGAGCACGGCCCAUAUCGAGCUGAUGCGGGAAUGCUACCUCCGGGCAGGACUGGAUCCACGGGGCACGCAAUACUUUGAGGCCCAUGGCACGGGAACACCGGCCGGCGACCCGAUCGAAGCGGGAGCCAUGGCGGCCGUUUUCAGCCAAGGCCCAGGCCGUGAAAUCGAAGAACACUAUAUGCGCAUCGGCUCGGUCAAGACCAACAUUGGCCAUACCGAGGCAGCCUCAGGUGUGGCGGCUAUCGUCAAAGGUGUCCUGUGUCUGGAAAAGGGCCUCAUUCCGCCUACUGUGAACUACGAGAGGCCCAACCCGAAACUCAAGCUGGACGAGUGGCAUCUCAAGGUGGUCCGAGAAGUGGAGCAGUGGCCGGAAAGUCUCGUCGAUGGUCCACGCCGCAUGUCCAUCAACAACUUUGGCUACGGCGGAGCAAACGCUCAUGUCAUUCUGGAGAAUGCGGAUCCUUGGACGCAAAGUCUGUUGGAUCUGCCCGUCAACGGAAAUGGACAUACGAAUGGUACUGGAAAUGGGUAUUCGACCAACGAUGACGCCAAAGUGUUGGUCUUCAGCGCAUGCGACGAGAGAGGCUGCCAGAAGAUGGUGGAAAACGUCAAGGCGUAUUUGGAAAGCCGCAGUUCACUCGAAUACAAGGAGGCCCAACAGCUGCUGCGCAAUCUCAGCUACAUAUUGGGCGAACGUCGGGCGCUCUUUUCUUGGGUGGCAGCUCACCAGAUUCGUCUCGACAGAGACGGUCGAGGCAGCAGCAGCCUAAAAGCCGUCAUCCAGGCCUUGGAUGCUCCCAACUUCAAACCAAUCCGCCGCGCCACCGACUCUCCUCCUCGCAUUGGCAUGCUUUUCACCGGCCAGGGCGCCCAGUGGCAUGCGAUGGGCCGUGAGCUUCUGACAUCGUAUCCCGUCUUCCGCCAAUCGAUUGACGAAGCCGAGGCGCAUCUGCGCGAUCUCGGUGCGGACUGGUCGCUCUUGGAAGAGCUGCAGAGAGACAAGGCGGUGACAAAGGUGCACUCGACCAAGAUCGGCAUUCCGAUCUGCGUGGCACUCCAGAUUGCCUUGGUGUGUCUGCUCGAAUCGUGGGGCAUCAAGCCGGCUGCAGUUGCGAGCCAUUCCUCGGGCGAGAUCUCAGCAGCCUUUGCUGUAGGUGCUCUGACACAUCGUCAGGCCAUAGCCACAGCCUACUACCGCGCCAUUCUCGUCGCAGCAGCGGACGAAAAGGAAGAAAAGGAAGACAGACAGACAAAGAUACCCGGAGCCAUGGCAGCAGUCGGUCUCGGCGUGGAAGCAGUACAGCUAUACAUUGACCAGCUCGCCAAGACCGACGGCAAAGCUGUGGUUGGCUGCAUCAACAGUCCGGAGAGCGUGACCAUCUCGGGCGACAGGGAUGCGGUGCAGAAGAUUGAAGACCUGUGCAAGCAAGACGGCGUGUUCGCCCGGCGUCUCCGUGUCCAGCAGGACUACCACUCGCACCACAUGGACCCUUUUGCAGAAGACUACCGCGAGCGUCUUCGUCUGGAAAUGGCACGUGACGGGCAAAAGAAACAACGGCAGGGGAUGGAUCAAAAACAAAGCCUCAAGGCCAUCUUUUCGUCCGCCGUCACUGGUGGCCGCAUGACCAACAUCAAAGACAUUGCCAGCCCUGACCAUUGGGUCGGCAGUCUGGUGCAGCCAGUCGAGUUUGUGGAUGCCUUUACCGACAUGGUCCUCGGUGAUCUGGACGAGUCGACAGGUCGCAGUGUCGACGUCCUGCUAGAGGUUGGCCCACACACGGCGCUCGGUGGCCCGAUCCGUGAGAUCCUGUCCUCGCCCGCGUUGGACGGCCUCGAGCUCCCGUACUGGGGCAGUCUUGUUCGUGACGAGCAUGCCGGCGACAGCAUGCGAGCAGCUGUCACCCAUCUGUUCGAGGCCGGCCUGCCCCUGUCCAUGAGCGCGAUCAACUUUCCCGAGCUCGCCCACGACGAGGACGAGGACGAGAGAGGCCUGCAGGUCUUGACAGACUUACCAUCCUAUCCGUGGAACCACAGCAGGCGCCACUGGCAAGAGUCGCGCAUCAACCAUGCCAUCAAUCGGCGCAGUCAGCCACCACACGAGCUGCUCGGAAUGCGUGUUGCCGGCACAGAUCCCCGGACGGCCGUUUGGCGUCGUGUGCUGCGUGUCAGCCAGACGCCUUGGGUGUGCGACCACGUGGUCCAGGGCAGCAUUCUCUUUCCCGGCUCGGGCUAUGUCUGUCUUGCCAUCGAGGCAGCUCGACAGCUGCAGCAGGAGAAAUCCGAGGCAGUUUCGGGUGUCCGUCUGCGCGACGUCCACUUCCUUCUCGGCCUUGUUGUCCCAGACAACGCUGAUGGCGUCGAGAUCCACACCACACUGACACCGGUCUCCGAUCAAGACCAGGCUUGGCAGCGCUUUGAAGUUUCUUCGGUCACUCUGGACAAUCGCUGGACUUUGCAUGCUAAGGGCUUAGUCAGAGCUGACAAAGAAGGGGCAGUCGAUGAUCCAGCACCACCACAUCCCCUCUCUACCUACACACGCAGUCCCGAUCCCCAGGACUUGUUCGCCAACCUCUGGGAUGGCCGAAAGCCGCGAUCCGUAUGUGAAAUCACCGUCCGCCACGAAACCUCGACCGAUGCCGACCCUGUCGAGGCGGCAGAGACUACGCUGCUGCAUCCCAUCACGCUUGACGCUGCCAUUGUUUCGUUUUAUUCUGCCUUGCCUAGCGUAGGGGCUCUGCAACAAGACCCAAAGCUGCCGAAGUCGGUCAAGUCCAUGUGGGUGUCCAGCAGCAUCAGCCGCGAGAUGGGCAGCACGUUACGCUGUGACACGACGCUAUUGCAUGACGAUGCCCAGAGAGGGACUGCCGACAUAACCGUCUAUGAAGAUCAGACGGACAACGCGGUGCUCACAAUCCAGGGAAUCGAGAUGGCGUCGCUGGGUCGCGGAAGUGGAGCCAUGGCACAGAAGACUUCCGACAGCCAAUGGCGAUGGGAGCAGGAGCUAUGCAGCAAGCUUGUGUGGGGACCGGAUCUGUCGCUGCGCAGACCGCUGGCUCUGGCGCAGCUGAAGCAGCAGUUUACUCCGGUAGAGUUGGACGUGGAUCGGACCAGAGACCUGGAGCGCCUUUGUGUGUACUUUGCUCGUGAAACACUGCAGACGCUUACGCAAGAUGACGUCGCCAAGCUGCAGCAGCAGCAAGAUUCACACCUUGCCCGAUAUUACACCUGGCUGCGCGAGUUGGCUGCCGAAAAAGGCGACAGCAGCAGCCCGACCAGCUCUGACGAGAUUCAACGGCUGGUGGCCUCCUUGCAGAGCAAAGGCAUCGAUGGGCAGCUGAUCUGCCACCUCGGACCGCUUCUCCCUUCUAUUCUCCGCAACGAGGUCAGUCUGGACGAGGCCGUUGGGCCCUUUUUGGCUGAGUACAACGCGAACUCGAUCCGUCGGCUGCCGGCACUACAACAGCUUUCAGCUCUCCUGCGCAAGAUCAUGCACAAGAACCCAAGUGCUCGUGUUCUCCAGAUUCGAUCUGGAUCUGGCUGGCAUGUCACAGAGUCCCCGCUAGCGGCUCUGCUAGCCGAAAGGGCGGAUCUUCUCACGUUUGACGAGCUCGAUAUCAGCCAGAACCAGAACCUCUCCAAGACGACAUUGGCCCCGGAAAGCUACGAUGUCAUAAUCGGCUUUCAAGCACUGCACAACAAGGACGCAGGCAAUACAACCCGGGUCCUUGCCAAUGUGCGCAGUCUUUUGAAGCCGGGCGGCACACUUCUUUUGGCAGAGACGACUGGGGUUCAGGUCGAUGUCGACUUUGUCUUUGGUUUGGUCCCAGACUGGUGGCAAGAAAAAGGCACCGACGCCGAAAUUGAAGCCGCUGUCGUCUGGGACCGCGUGCUUCGAGAUGCCGGUCUAAGUGGCGCGGAUCUUGUUCUUCAGGACGUCCAGAGUGACCAGAUCCACAGUCACGGCAACAUCAUCAUGUCCACACGCGCGCCGGCACAAGAAGUCGGAUUCGCAAAGACGACCAGCUUUGUCGUGGCUGCCGCUGGCACGGACGCUGAGAUCGAGCAUGCUGUUCUGGGGGAGGCCAACUUGGACACGUUCAGGAGCAAAAUUCGCGUGUUCCUUGGCGAGAUGGAUGAGCCCAUUCUGGCUGAUGUCGACGCCGUACUCAUGGAAGGCCUUCGUGCCAUGGUCACCCAGUGCAGCGGUCUGCUCUGGAUCACAACCGGCGCCACCGCAGAGAAAGCAGUGCCGGAACGGGCUCUUCAUCAUGGUUUCCUGCGCGUGCUGCGCAACGAGUACAUUGGCCGUCCAUUUCUCUCUCUAGACCUCGACCCGGCCAAGCGGUCCUCUUCAGACGAACAUGACAGCAUUUCCGCAACCAUUGUAGAGGUGCUCGAGCAGGCUUUCGGUACUGUUACCGAAGAGGUCAAAAUUGAGGCUGGUCCUGCGGAAUUGGAGUAUGCUGAACGUGACGGCCUUCUCCUUGUUCCUCGGUACUACAAAGAUGGUCACUACAACGACAUGGUUGUCGGCCCUCUGGUGCACAGCUGGGGUCAUGGAGCCGAGAACGAUGAGACAGUUUCCAGCAUUCCUCUGGAAAGCUUCUUCCAGGACCGGUCUCUGCGACUGCAAGCAGGCAUCCCUGGACACCUCGACACGUUGGCUUUUGUUGACGAUGCAAAGAACAAGGAUCUGCCGUCGCAUCUCGUCAAAAUCUCUCCCCGAUCGUACGGCGUCUGUUCACGCGAUGUCCUGGCUGCAAUGGGCCAGCUCAAGUCUACAUCUGCUGAAAUGGGCUUUGAAUGUGCUGGCAUCAUCAUGGAUGUCGGUAGGGAAGCCCGCGAGAAUGGCUACCACGUGGGGGACCGUGUCCUAGCACUCUUGCCAGGCUCUUCUUUUGCCAGCCAGGUCCGUGUCCCGUGGCAUGGCGUUGUGCCCAUCCUGACUGGAAUGAACUGGGCCACCGCCGCAUCAGUUCCCUUGGCUUUCGCCAUCGCCUACGCUGCUCUUGUCGAUGCUGCACACCUCACCGCAAAACAGACUGUGCUCGUUCACGCUGCCGGCGGUGCUGUCGGACAGGCUGCCAUCAUGAUGGCCAGACACCUUGGCGUGGAAGACAUUUACGCCACAGUCGGCUCACCGGAGGAGCGAGCCCUUGUUCAGCAGCAGUACAGCCUCCCGGCCGAUCACGUGAUCUCCGCUCUUGACGAUUCGUUUGCCGCUUCUGUCCUGGCCGCUACUCAGGGACACGGGGUUGAUGCCGUGCUCCAUUCCAACCCCUACUCUCUACAGGCCAGUCUGGACGUCCUCGCACCCUUGGGCUGUCUAGUCGAAACCGAGAAGAAUGACUCUGGUAGCAACAGCCCGGUGCCGCUGGAGUCCUUCUCUCGCGGCAUCUCCUUUGUGUCUCUGGAUAUGUCCACUGUCCUACGUCGUCGUGGACCCGACAUCCAUCGCGCUCUUUCGGAUGUGGUCCGUCUGUUUGAGAACCAUGCCUUGAAGCCAGUCCAUCCCGUCACUGUCUAUCCUAUGAGCAAAAUUGAGGAAGCUUUCCGGACCAUGCAAACCGGCAAGCAGAUGGGCAAGGUUGUACUCUCUGCAGAGCCCGACGAACAGGCCUUUGUGGUUCCUCGCCCGCACGGAGUAACGCCUCGCACGAAGCUUCGUCCAGACGCCUCGUACCUCGUCGUGGGCGGCGUGGGUGGCAUCGGACGUUCCGUUGCCCACUGGCUGGUGGCCCAUGGUGCAAAAUACUUGCUCCUUUUGUCUCGCAGUGCCAGUGCGCUCGACCUCGAGAAGAACAGGGAGACAAGCGGUGCGCGCUUCAUUCGCGAGCUGCGCGGGCUCGGCUGCCAUGUCAAAACCAUCAGCUGCGAUGUUGCCCUCGCCAGCUCGCUCACCAAAGCCAUCAAGACGUGCCAAGAGGAAGACGGCUUCCCUCCCGUCCGUGGUGUUGUCCAGGGCGCCAUGCUGCUGCGUGACGCCGUCUUUGAGCAGAUGACCCUCGCCGACUGGACAGAUGGCCUCCGGCCGAAGCUGUAUGGCACGUGGAACUUGCAUACCGAGUUUGCGCAGCCCGACGCCCUCGACUUUUUCGUCAUGCUGUCGUCUGUGUCUGGUGUCGUCGGCAUCGCAUCACAGACCAACUAUGCGGCCGGAGGAACCUAUGAAGAUGCCAUGGCCAGCUGGCGACAGUCGCACGGCCUACCUGCUGUCGCUAUUGAUCUCGGUCCCAUCUCUGACAUUGGCUUCGUUUCCACCUCGGUCAAAGUGGCAGAUCGUCUGCGCAAAGACGGUGAUUUCGCCAUGCUCGACGAGGAUAUUGUCCUGCGUGCCCUCCACGCUGCCAUCCAAAAUCCGUUUGGUCCUCGCUCCCAGAUCAUUGCAGGCCUCAACGGCUCCCCCGGCCCGUACAAGGCCGCUGCGCAACCGGUCGACGGCAAUGAAUCCCGGGCCUCACUCGCUGCGCAGCUCGCUGCGGCCAGCGACCGUGAAGAAGGGGCCAGACUUGUGGCCGCAGCUGUGGCUGCCAAGCUCGCAGACAUCUUUUUGACGCCCGUCGAGGAAAUCGAUCUCGGCAAGCCUCCGUCGCAUUUUGGCGUCGACUCGCUCGCGGCGAUCGAGGUGCGGAACAUGCUGGUUUUGCAGGCCGCGGCAGAUAUCUCCAUCUUCAACAUCUUGCAGACAGGAAGCAUCGUCGAGCUGGCAGAUUUGGUGGCGGAGAAGAGCCGUCGUUUCGCAGAUGCGUAG
Messenger RNA from Grosmannia clavigera kw1407, 7617 nucleotides. RefSeq names its product polyketide synthase. Gene Ontology annotation, molecular function: fatty acid synthase activity; oxidoreductase activity; phosphopantetheine binding. The record is from RefSeq and is a predicted model, not a curated record. Gene Ontology annotation, biological process: fatty acid biosynthetic process; secondary metabolite biosynthetic process. The coding region runs from base 1 to 7617 and encodes 2538 amino acids. NCBI's taxonomy places the organism in Eukaryota, Fungi, Ascomycota, Sordariomycetes, Ophiostomatales, Ophiostomataceae. The transcript is spliced from 6 exons.